Messenger RNA from Scomber scombrus (Atlantic mackerel), 2810 nucleotides. RefSeq names its product cAMP responsive element modulator a (gene crema). Gene Ontology annotation, cellular component: ATF4-CREB1 transcription factor complex; nucleus. Gene Ontology annotation, biological process: regulation of transcription by RNA polymerase II. Lineage: Eukaryota; Metazoa; Chordata; Actinopteri; Scombriformes; Scombridae. Gene Ontology annotation, molecular function: RNA polymerase II cis-regulatory region sequence-specific DNA binding; protein binding; DNA-binding transcription factor activity, RNA polymerase II-specific. The transcript is spliced from 8 exons. The coding region runs from base 98 to 1063 and encodes 321 amino acids. The record is from RefSeq and is a predicted model, not a curated record.
GAGAGAGAGAAAAAGGAGAUGUUCCUGUGUUAUAGUUUACAGAGCUUCGUCAAGUUAAAUGGAGUGAGGACGGAGUCGGAAGUUGGGGUGACUCACUAUGGAUACUUCAGUGUCGUCUCAGCUGGACAGCAGUUUGAACGACUCGAUGACAGACGGAGAGGAGAACGACAGCGAAGUCAGUUUGUCGCCUGCAGCCCCCUCUCAGGUGUUAAUGGCAGAAGAGUCUCCUGGUGUAACCGUCGUCCAGCUGUCUGACGGUCAGACUGUGCAAGUCCAUGGAGUCAUUCAAGCUCCACAGACCUCCGUCAUACAGUCACCACAAGUCCAGACUGUUGAGAUUGCCACUGCAGAGGAGAAUGAGGAAGGCGAGUCAGUCACAGACACACAGAAGAGACGAGAGAUCCUCUCCAGGCGCCCAUCUUAUCGAAAAAUCCUCAAUGAGCUUUCAUCGGACUCGCCAGCAGUUCCUAAAAUCGAAGAAGAGAAGGCAGAUGAGGAGGUGUCGAUCUCCAGCAACGCCUCAGUAUCAGUGCCGACCUCCAUUUACCAGACCAGCUCGGGCCAAUAUAUUGCGAUCAGCCAGGGAAGAGCCAUCCAGCUGACCAACCCUGGAGCUGAAGCCCUGCAGGGGGGACAGACCCUAACUGUUGCCAACUCCGCCACCCCUCAGCCUGGAGCCACCAUCCUACAGUGUGCAGCUCAACCCGGAGACUCCACUCAGCAGUUCUACCUCCAGGGAGGACAGGUGUUCGUCCAAGCUGCCACAGGAGACAUACCCGCCUAUCAACUGAGGUCACCCAAUUCGGGUCUGGCUCAGAGCAUCGUGAUGGCUGCGUCACCGGGCUCCAUGCAGAACCCGCCGACGCACCACGCUGAAGAGGUCACCCGCAAGAGGGAGGUCCGGCUGAUGAAAAACAGGGAGGCAGCUCGCGAGUGCCGCAGGAAAAAGAAAGAGUAUGUCAAAUGUCUGGAAAACCGCGUGGCCGUGUUGGAAAACCAAAACAAGACCCUGAUUGAAGAGCUGAAAGCACUGAAGGACAUUUACUGCCACAAAGCAGAGUAGUGGCGACAGUUCGUGGUCACGGGCUGAAGACAGAGCCGUUUACAAACUGCUACAGCAAAACAUAAAAAAAAGAAAAGACUUCUGGAACAAAAACUGCUUCGACUGUCUUUGUUUCUCUGCUCACUCAGGCCUGGUUUAUGCCGAAUUCAGAAGUGUCCCAGGGAAUUCGAAUCGCUUGAGCUUGCCAGUUUCGCUCUUGUCCUUAUCUCGUUCUCUUUGCAUGUGAAGACUCAAGUGUCGUACACACUAUGCUUGCUGUUGCUGUUGUGCACGGGCAACGCUAGCCAAUGAGAGCCAGCUGAAGAAGAGGAACAGGAAGAGGAAAUACAGGUGCUUCCUGAAGAUGUACAGAGUACAGAGUACAGAGAUUACGAAAAAGGACCAUUGGCGUGUCAGCCAGGUCUCACUACCAGCAAGUCUCUCUGAGGUCAGACGAGGUGCACAAAAAAGCUACGCGGAUCCACCACCAGCUGCAACAAGCUAACUCAACUGUGUUUACCUGUUAAUGUCAUUUGUGUCAUUUAUGCUUCUGUUUUUGGUCGUUUAAUGCAUUCCUUCAUGCAAAAACACAAUUAAGGAGAAAUACUUUCAAAAGUUGCAUUUUGUCAGUGAAGUGAUUUCCUGGAUUUCACCAACAACAUGUUUUUAGUUUGAAUUAAAGCUCUUAAUUUGGUCAAAAAGGUUUUUCAAGAAACGUGUGUUAACAGGAAUGAUUUCAAGGUAAAAACCCUCUUAAGUUUGGUUUUUAUGCACAAGACUUCAAGUAUGUUUCAUGCCAAGGUAGAGAGGAAAAACCUGAAUCAGAACCUGUUUAGUAAAAGUUAUUGAACAUAAGAAUAUAUUUUCAUUACUGAGCAUAUUCUAAUAUAUGAAUUGACAGAGAAAAACUGCUCUUAAGUCAAAGCACAUAAAGUACCAAAGUAUAAGUGCGUAUACUAUCAGAAUUUCUACAUUUACUUGAAGAAUUUCACUCCCCAAUCGUAUAUAUUCUAACAAAAAAGAAAGAAAAAAAAGAUCAGCAGAUGUUACCUAUUAAUAAUUAAUUUUAUCCUGAAAACCACAAUUUUCUAAGCAAACAUCUUAAUAUGACUCAUAGCUCAAAAGAAUAACAGUUGUGCUUCACUGUCAUGCAAGCGUCAGUUUUGUUUUUGAAAUGAUGGAUAUCCAUUGUGGAAUAAAACUGUAUUUGAUUAUGGCUAGAUAUUUUUAAAAAAAUGCUCUGUUUAAAGGGUAAUGCCAAUUUCUUUGCUCUUUUCUUGUUUUAAAAAAAAAUGUAAAGACAUUUUAUCUGAAUUAUAAUAUAUUAUCUUGUGUUAAUGUUUCUGGUGAUACUGAAAACCGCUUGCUUUCUCUGUUUCUGCUCAUGCAGUUGUCGAGUUUGUUCCACUGAAUAUAUUUUAUGGUUCAGUCUGUAGAAAGUGAGAGAACGUACAAUCAUUGAUGUAAGAGAUGUUUCCCUUCAGCUGCCAAAGCUCUCUAAGUAACAUUUAGGUUUUUAACUACUGUUUAGGUGAAUCAUGUGGCAGUGUUUAUGUGCACCAGCCCAAUAGCCUGUCAUGAUUUGCAAUCACAGACGAAUGAAUGCCCAGUCUAUUAAAUUCUACUUUAGGGCCGGUGAAAAUAAAAAUGUUUUGCCGUUUUAAGUGGCUCCAUCUUUUGCCAGGUGUUCUCUUUUCAGUGUACUUCCUUGUUUGAAUUGUAAAAGACAAAACUAUUUUUGUUUAUCUAAUAAAAUAUUCAAAUGUAA